Messenger RNA from Neohortaea acidophila, 726 nucleotides. RefSeq names its product short chain dehydrogenase reductase. Gene Ontology annotation, molecular function: oxidoreductase activity, acting on the CH-OH group of donors, NAD or NADP as acceptor. Bases 1 to 726 code for a protein of 241 amino acids. Lineage: Eukaryota; Fungi; Ascomycota; Dothideomycetes; Mycosphaerellales; Teratosphaeriaceae. The record is from RefSeq and is a predicted model, not a curated record. The transcript has a single exon.
AUGUCCACCAUCGCCCUCAUCACAGGCGCCAACCAAGGAAUCGGUCUAGCGACCGCCACACGCCUCGCCAAAGACCACGACUACCAUGUAAUCAUCGGCUCUCGCAACUCCGCAGCCGGCGAAAAAGCCGCAAAAGCAAUCGAGGCAGAAGGCGGCAAAGCCUCGAGCAUCCAACUGGACCUCACUUCCGAUGACUCCAUCACGGCAGCGGCCAAAACCAUCGAAACGCGCUUCGGCCGCCUCGACAUCCUGGUCAAUAAUGCGGCCAUUCUGCUCGAUGGGAAAGAUCCCAAACUGAGUCUUCGGGAUAUGCUUACGCGCACUCUGGAGACGAAUGUCAUUGGUACGGCGUGUGUGACCAAAGCGAUGCUGCCGCUGCUUCGCAAAUCCGCUUUGCCUCGCGUCGUCUUCGUUUCGUCGCGAAUGGGUUCCCUGGGCCUGGCUACGGAUCGCAGCACGAUGUGGUACGCCAUUGAUUACAAGACGUACGAUGCAAGCAAGGCGGCGUUGAACAUGCUUGCGCUGAAUUACUCGCGCGAGCUCGAGGGCACUGGGGCAAGAGUGAAUGUUGCUUGUCCGGGGUUGAUCAAGACGAAUCUGACGCAGUACCAUAAGUACGGUGGACAGCCCGAGGAUGGGGCGCGCAGAAUCGUCGAGCUGGCGACGCUGGGGAAGGAUGGGCCAACGGAAACGUUUUCGAAUUCGGAGGGGUUGAUUCCUUGGUGA